Messenger RNA from Laetiporus sulphureus 93-53, 690 nucleotides. RefSeq lists its product as uncharacterized. NCBI's taxonomy places the organism in Eukaryota, Fungi, Basidiomycota, Agaricomycetes, Polyporales, Laetiporaceae. The coding region runs from base 149 to 649 and encodes 166 amino acids. The record is from RefSeq and is a predicted model, not a curated record. The transcript has a single exon.
AUCGUUUCGGAUGUGCUCUCGGUCGAAGGUCGGGUGCGAAUGCCUCAGGGAUACACAAACAGUUCACAGGAGUAGACGUCUCAUGAAUUAAAGUAUUUAUGGUCAUGUAAAAAAGCGAAACGCCUCAGUUUUCUCUUCGCUAUCACGUAUGAUGAUAUCUAGCGCAUCCGUUCGCCAUCGAGGUGCCGAGUCCAUCAGGUCUGCCUCGGUGUUGGCGCAUCUCGACGAAUGCAUAGGCGAGCGAGGCAAGAAGGAGGUUUCGAAGAAAAGAGUCCGAGGCGUAAAGGAGGGGAGGAGGACCAAGGCAGAUGCUGCUUCCCUGAAUGACGAGAGCGGCGACGAGACGUCUGGCUGGUCCAAACCGUCGUCCUCUCCGAGCUCCUCUACCACUUCUGCGUCUCCAUCGAGAAUGGGAUCACAGCUGUCGGACUGUCCGCCAGACAUGCAUAUGGGAAGAGGCGAGGUUCUCCGGCUAGCGAUCCUCCACUCUAUCACCCAGGGCAACUUCGUCGACACUGAGUUCCACCUGUUCUCUCGUCUCCGUCAGCAUGCAGAUGGUAUGGAGGUUUUCGGUCCGCGCGUGGCUUACGCGAAUAGUGCUAUACUCAGGAGAGCCUCACCCGAGCUCAACAGUUGUGAGUGCUAUUAGUUCUGCAUGUAUAUCGUUAUCAAGGUAUAGCGUACUGAGAG